AGUCAUAUGUCCCACGCUGUACACGGAGAGGGACCGCGCACUGGUGAAUCUAUGCGAAAUAGUGUUAUGAAAACGUUACGGUAACUUCUUUAAAAUGGGACACGCCCUGGCUGUAUUAUUGGGACACCUCGGGCAGCCACUCGCAGGAACACAUUGUGUUAAGAUUUAUUUAUGCGUCAUGCUGCUCAAUUUAAUGCAAUAGUGUGGGUUUGGAAACAUUUCCUUCUUGCGGUGUCUGUUUCAUCACCUGUACGCUGUGUUGAAACAAUUCAAACGUGAGGAUAUCCGGAGCAUAUGACUGCGGGAGACCAGUGAAAGUUUUUCUGUCUGGGACCAAGUACACCUGACAACCCUCCGCUCCGCUCUGCGCUCCAAACCGCCGACAUGACGCUCGGAGCAGUGUCCGGCUCUGACAGCUCGUCGGCGGUCAGCUUUUGUUCCUGCUGUGGGGCCAAGAUGGUGCCCUACUUCAGCGACGACGCGCUCGUGACAAAAAAUGAAAUCAACCAGCUUAUCAGUGAGAGCUUUCUCACGGUGAAAGGUGCAGCAGUGUUUCUUCCCAGGGGGAAGAGCCCCACACCUAACUCUGCACCUCCUGUCAGCCAGCGCAGGAACAAGCAUGCAGGUGAUCUCCAGAAACAUCUCCAGACCAUGUUCACUGUGCUGCGGCCAGAGGACACCAUCCGACUGGCUGUUCGCCUGGAGAGCGUUCACCCUCAGGUAACCCGCUACAUGGUGGUGGUCUCCACCAAUGGCAGACAGGACACAGAGGAGAGCAUUGUGCUCGGCAUUGACUUUCUCUCUUCUGAUAGCUGCUGCACUGUGGGUCUGGUGCUACCUCUGUGGAGUGACACUCUGAUCCACUUGGAUGGAGAUGGUGGCUUUAGUGUGUCGACCGUGAACAGGGUUCAUGUCUUCAAGCCCGUUUCAGUCCAGGCCAUGUGGUCAGCCCUCCAGUCACUCCACAAAGCAUGUGAUGUGGCUCGUUGCCAUAACUACUACCCAGGCAGCCUGUUCCUGACCUGGAUCAGCUACUACCAGAGCAGGAUCUCCUCUAACCAGUUCUGUAUCAAUGAGUGGAACGCCAUGCAGGACGUCGAGUCCCACCGUGCAAACUCACCUGCCCCCUUCACAGACCUGCCCACAGAGAGGGAGCGCACCGAGAGGCUGAUCAAAAUGUGUUUGAGAGAGAUCAUGAUGCAGAAAGACCUGGAGAACGUCACUUGUAAAGAGAUCCGAACAGAGCUGGAGAUGCAAAUGGCGUGCAACCUGAGGGAGUUCAAAGAGUUCAUAGACAAGGAGAUGAUAGUCAUCCUGGGACAGAUGGACAGUCCCACCGAAAUCUUUGAGCACGUUUAUCUGGGCUCUGAGUGGAACGCCUCGAACCUGGAGGAGCUGCAGAACAGUGGGGUGCGGUACAUCCUGAAUGUCACCAGGGAAAUAGACAACUUUUUCCCAGGGAUGUUUGAGUACCACAACAUCAGAGUGUACGACGAGGAGGCCACCAACCUGCUGGAGUACUGGAACGAAACCUAUAAGUUCAUCACGAAAGCCAAGAAAGCUGGUGCUAAGUGUCUGGUUCACUGUAAGAUGGGCGUGAGCCGCUCUGCCUCCACAGUGAUCGCUUACGCUAUGAAGGAGUACGGCUGGGAUCUGGACACUGCCUUCGACUAUGUGAAGGAGAGAAGAGCUGUAACCAAACCAAACCCCUCCUUCAUGAAACAGCUGGAGGAAUAUCAGGGAAUUUUACUGGCCAGCAAACAAAGACAUAAUAAACUAUGGCGCUCCCACUCUGACAGUGACCUAUUAGAUUGCUCAGACUUGCUGUGUAAAAUGUCCUCUCACUCUCUUGGCCGCUCGGACUCUCACAACAAUAACAACAACGCCUCCUCCCCGUCUUUACAACACUUCCUGGGUGUGGCUGUGCUGCACGCACUUGGUGCUGAACCGGAAGACUCUGCCAAAUCAAAGGCCGCACACACAUCUGAGUCACACUCUCACACCAACGGUCUGUGUGAGUCACCGUUUCAGGAGGAGGUCGGAUCAGAUUGUGACGACCUGCUGCUUCCUCUCCCAAGACCUCGAGCAGCCACUGUAGUCCCAGAGGAAAGACUGGACAAUUCAGCGAGUGUGGCUGUCACUGUGCCUGUUGCUCUACCCCACCCGCCACCAUCACUCCACAUCCUACCUCCCACUCCAGAACUCCAGCGCGUGCGCCGCAGUCCUCCCACACAUCUGGCCAUUUCAGUGCCCAAGCACAAAUCAGCAGAACUUUCCCUCAUUCUGCAUGACGGAGGCAGCUCAGAAGAAAUCUCCCCUCUCACACUGGGAUCCACUGACUCAGACAUUAUAGAUCCAUCAUUAUCGGAUCUAUCGAGUGACAAACACAGCCCUCAUAGCCCUGCAAACACCACCCCUCACACACUGGUUCUCCCACUCCCUGCCAGUGACGACAACAACAACCCCAGUGGGAUAGAGACAGGCGGCGCCCCCGACAGCAGAGGUGACGCCGAUGGGUCGUCAAACCACAGCACAGACAGCAUCGACUUCUUCAGCGCCAGAGAAAAGUUUUUGGGCUUGGCCCAAGAUGGCGGAACUCGAACAGUUUCAGAGCAGACACUACAGAGGACUCCAACAUCACAGGAGGAAAAUGGAGAAAUGGGCAUUGAGGAUGAAGAGGAGCAGGUGAACGGGAGCCAGGUGUCUCCGCUGUCUGAUGACUGUGAUGACAAAGCCGAUCACCCUCGCCACGACAACGGCAUAUCAGUUCGCCAUAUUGUCACUGAGAUCGAAGCCAUAUGCCAUCCAGUGUCAUGCCUUCCUCCGUCCCCUUCCCCCUCCCCUACCCCCUCUCCAUCUCUCCCUCCGUCCUCCCACAGCGCUCCGCUCAUUCCCCAGGAACCACAUCAGGAGGGGACGGAGUCUUGUGACGUCAGCCCCGGCUCUUUAUCUCCCCCUUCGCACCCACAUUCUCCCUCCAUGCUGCCAUGCGACUGGCCGGCGGGCUCGGUGCGGCGGGCAACCAAGCAGCUGGAGCAGAAGCUGAGGCAAGAACUGGAGAUGGCGGCUGCCCAGCGGUCCCCGUUGCAUUCGCCCAGCACCGAGAACCCUCCCGUUAGAUUGUCCCAAUGCUCCCCAAGUGCUGAGCAUCCUCCGCUUUGCUCCCCAUGUCACUCCACAGAACAAAGCAACACUCAGGGAGAGAUCCUGGCUGUGUCUACGAAGUCCAAAGAUGGAGAGGAGCAAACAGGGUCACAACAUGAACUACAAAGUCUCGACUCCUCAGGCACGUACAAACCCUCAGACCCUCCCUGCUCUCCUAACUCCAAUAACAGCCAAAUCUCUGGUGCUAUACCUGUCACUGUGUACACACCUUUAGAUAGCCAUAUGCUGACAUCAUCACUGGCUUCUACUCCUCAGUCAGUAGAAACAUUCUUAAAUACCUCAUCACAGUCCCAAGGACAGUCCCCGCUCCACAGCCAAACCCUGCACCCGGCCUCUUCAGACCAAAUGACUCUGGACGGGGCAACAGUGCAGGAGUCAGAAACGGAUGAAAAGCCAGAGUCUAGUUCCCGAGGCAGUCAAGGAGUCUGUGGUCCCAGCUGUGAUGCUCAGUGCAGACUCUCACGCGGCAGUCAGGAGCUCGAGAGGAUUCAGCAGACACUCAAAGAGCUGCAGGCUUUCCUCCAUGACGGCAUCAGCUUAGAAACAACAGACAGUGAAGUACAGCAACUGGAACAGCCUCAGGGCCUGAGAGACGGGAUGGACACAGAACCAGGAACUUGUAAAGGGGCGAGCGUUGAACACAGCCCUCCAGGCCUGGAUCAGGGACACCGGCUCCAAAACAGACAAGAGGGGAAGAGUGUCCUUGAGCCGACUGGGUGGCACAGAGCCAUGGAGCUGGAGGCUCGCAUCCGCCAGGCAGGCCUCACACCCCCUUCUCUCAUGAAGAGGUCAGCGUCGCUGGCUAAACUGGACUGUCUGGAACUGUCAGCUAACGACCUCAGUGACUUGGACCUGAGGCCACACAUCAGGACGAGCUCAUCACACUCCCAGGACUCCCUCUCCACGUCCCCAGCUCAUUCUGACGACACCUGGAAGAAGCAGAAAGUGUUGUCUCGAAACAUUUGUGCCGAAAAGUUGGGAUCGUCCCACGACGACUCCGCCUCACCGCGGUCUCUCUGCCCCUCCUCUGCCUCUCCCCACUGUCCAACAGAAGAGACUGGUGAGAGGGAGGAGGCCGAUGGCACCGGGAGCGGGGCGGGCACUGCGUCGUGUCUGCAGGCGAGGGGACACGCGUCAAGACGUUCUCGCAAAGCGUCUGCGGAGAAGAAGCAGCGAGCCGUCGCGGUGCUAUACAACACCAUGUAACCUCAAUGUGCAAUGGACUAAAAGGGACAUGACUGGAGCGGUGCACCUGUGUGAGAGUCUGCAUGACGAGUAUGAAUGUGUCGACGCUGCGUAACCUCGGUGAUGUGACUGAGGAGUUUAAGUGUAUGUUUGCAUGUAAACCACUGGAUGUGUCGUCUCAACUGGAGUUGAGGUUUUAUGUACAGUUGUGAAAUUAUAUGAAUGUCCAAACUAGACUGUACUAGUGCACACCACUACAGCGGUCUCUCCCUUUUUUUAAGAAAGAAAAGAAAAAACAAGAAGCAUUUGUUUCUGUGUGUGACCCUCGCUGCCUGUUCAGUUUCUACAGCAGCAACAGGAGGGGCUUUUUCUCCAAACAUGCACUUUACUAUUUAGAUUCAUUUCUUUUUAUUUGAGAGCUCUUUCUUACUCUGGGAAGGAUUUGUUUGCACUGGUUUCAGUAGACUUGUCUUUAUUCAGAUUUUUAAUUCAACCAGGGAAGCUGAUAUGGUUUUUUUUAUUAUUAAAUUCUUUAGCAGUAAAUAAAUAUGGUGAGUUUG
Molecule: messenger RNA, 4910 nt
Organism: Solea solea (common sole)
Lineage: Eukaryota; Metazoa; Chordata; Actinopteri; Pleuronectiformes; Soleidae
Gene: ssh2a
Product: slingshot protein phosphatase 2a
Exons: 14
Coding region: 385-4371 (1328 amino acids)
Biological process (GO): protein dephosphorylation; negative regulation of actin filament polymerization; actin cytoskeleton organization
Cellular component (GO): cytoplasm
Molecular function (GO): actin binding; protein tyrosine/serine/threonine phosphatase activity
Source: RefSeq, a predicted model, not a curated record